This is a messenger RNA of Actinia tenebrosa (Australian red waratah sea anemone), 5698 nucleotides long. Its product is annotated as histamine H2 receptor. Gene Ontology annotation, cellular component: plasma membrane; dendrite. Gene Ontology annotation, molecular function: G protein-coupled serotonin receptor activity; neurotransmitter receptor activity. The record is from RefSeq and is a predicted model, not a curated record. Gene Ontology annotation, biological process: G protein-coupled receptor signaling pathway, coupled to cyclic nucleotide second messenger; chemical synaptic transmission. NCBI's taxonomy places the organism in Eukaryota, Metazoa, Cnidaria, Anthozoa, Actiniaria, Actiniidae.
ACGAAAAGAAAAUAAAAGAAAUAAAAUGCAACGAAAUCCAUAAGUCGUUCGAUUAGUGUGAACAUUUGACGAAAUUAUAAAAAUUUAAAACCAAAAGCUGAGUGACCAAAAAAAUUAAUAUGCAGAAUAUUUUAAACACGAUAAAUAUAUAAACGGCAUAAAACAGCCAUGUCAUGCGCUCAUGCGAUUGUCAAUUUCAGAAUAUUCCAGAAGGUUUCUUGGAGAAACGUUUCAUUAUCAAAUUAGGCUUUAGGAUGUUACAUCACUUUGCGAGAAGCCGUUAUAUUGGACCAGUCUUGAGGUAAAUUACCUGCUAUUAAAAUUUGGAUCGUCGGGUCUCCCACUCGAAAGCGACAACCAUACCGAACGUAUAACAUGAUCGUAAGCCCUGAUGACAGAAGAUUAGCUAGAGAUAUAUAUUGUGCGCUGAAAUUAUCAUUAGUUAUUAGCUAGAUUUAAUGACUAAUUGAGAAUAGAACCCAGUCUUCACAUCCGAGUUUGACAAGAUUGUUUGGAUGGUCACUAAUGAACUAGGCGUAAUUUUCGACAUGUUCGCUUAAUACAUUACUGAAGAAACUAAAGAGACCGACGUCGUUUUCUGUAUAAGAUCGUCAGGCGCAUGCUAUUGAUGUUUCUGUGUUUCUUUGGUUCAGUUACUACGAAUUGAUCGAUCGAUAUUGAAAAAUUGUCUCAGUAAGGGAUCAACAAAUGCGUCGUUGCUCAGAGGUGUUGUACACUAGUACUCGAAAAAGGCUAGCGAGCUGAUAUUGCAGCCUAACUAUCUAUAAAAGGUAAGAGCUUGAGAUUUGAAAUUGACUAAUCACUUGACUAAUCCGAGUAAUAAAAAAAGGGAAUAAAAUAUUACAUAUAUAAGAAAAAAACUAACGAUUGAUCAGACUCAAAAAUCAAUUCGACAAAUAAGAACUAGAUUUCACAAUAUGUAUGUGUUUCUUAAACAAUCCUCUGAAUCUAUAAAUACUAGUUCUAUUGGCUUUGCUAUUUUUAUGUAGUAUGCGGCCGCUGGCCAAACUUCUUGGAAGUCGUCGAGAUAUCCUUUUAGAAAUACAUGGCUUUAGACUUUAUUACUUCUAUAUAUGCCAUAUCUAUAUCUACAUAACGAUGCCAAGGAGCAUUUCGUAAAGCCUUGGAAAGUAUAUCCUUCUGACUCACAUUCUUUGAAACUAUACUUAGAAAUUAAUCAACACUGUCCUAAAACCAUGGAUGGACAGCACUGUUAAUGACUGAUCAUUAUAUCUUACUGGUGUUUGCUCAUUUGAUGAAACCUCUUAGACUACAAUUCCAAUGCAUAUGGUUCUAACAGAUACCGGCUCAACUAAAGUCGCCGUGAGUAAUCAAGCACGUUUAUAUCGUUUUUUGAAGUCGUAGAAGUUUCCGGGUGUUUUUUAAGUAUCAUAGUCCAACGAUUAUCCUUACAACUCUAUAGGCCGGGGGCACAUUUCUAGAUUAAAUGGUUGACCUUUUUAGAGCUGUUAUAUCCAUCAGUAUCAUUCAUUCUUCUGUUUUGAAUAUAUCGAGUUCAGCUUAUGGCCCCUCCUGGUAGGGUCCAACCGGAGCAGUUCUACUUAGAUUGAAGGACCAUCACUUUCUUCAAUGACUGGUUUAGUAAGAAAAUGUUUACCAAUCGGUUGGGGGAAAAACUUAUGAAAGGUAAUCGUGAGGUAAUGAUUCUAGACAUUAUCGAUAGAUGUAUCAUGAGCGAUUGGUUUUAGAAAGAAACCCCGGCGUUUGCGAAUGGACUGAUAAGGUAAAUCGAUUGAUCACGAAUCAUUAAGAAAAAUAAAAAAACCAGCAUAUGGUUUCUAUUAAGCGUAAUAAAUACGAGUGUAAAACAUUGAUAAAGAAAAGCUUUAUUUCAGAGCCAAACUCCACAAAGCGUUUUAAUCAUAGAGUGUAUGCCUUUCUCCCACCCUUCUCGGCUUUCCGUGACAAAGUUAGCUUACAAAAUUGGAGAAAUUAGUGCAAAGUUUACUGAAGUCUACUGAACAUACUAAUUUGCGCAGAUUUUUGCAUUUUCUUAAAAUGUUUGUCGUGGAUAAUAUGGUAUGCACUUUAUUUGCUUUGAAAUAAUUGGUUAGCUAAAUAGUCAUGUGACUGUCACGUGACUGACUUCACAUGGCUUAUCUUCUUACUGAGGGAGAACAUUACGUCUACAGCACACGAGCAACUUAUUAAUGAACUGACAUAAAUUUUUCUUUGGCCUGCUGCUGUGAAUGAAAUAUGACUGUCGUGAACCUGAUGUUCUUUGAGGAAACCGCUUCUAUCUCUGGGAUCGUUCUGUUAUUGGCAAAUCAUCAUUGCCGGACAAAACUGAAGAGCAGUCGGACGUUUGCCGCUGAGCCGAUGGCUAAUUAAUCGAACUUAUCAAGUAUUCGAUCUGUUUAUUAAACUCAUAAUAAUGCAGUACUUUAAAAUAGACUGAUGUUUAGAUUCUGGGUCAAUAGAUCAUGUUCCGCUCAUGCGAUCUCCUGAUGGAAUUCUGUUCAUGUAAGGACACACACACAAGUAACAUUUCUACGGCUGUAUGGUCCUUUGUCGCCUUACUCUGACCAUUGGAUCCUAAGUGUGAAAUAUUCGAAGAAACCCUUUUGGUCUAAGGGACAACAAUAGAGGAGUCUAUACUUUGAAAGCACUCUCUAAUUUGCUUGGGGUCCCCGUGGAACAAUGGAGAGGCUGACGAGCUGAAGUGAAGAUUCUGUCAAAGCAUUUAAACUAAGAAUCACGCGAGUAGGCUAAGAGAGAUCAUUUUACCGAAAAGCAAGAUUGAUCUGUUGUUAUACAUCCUAAAUCUUCUGACAAGAUUGUCGAUAAAAGUACCAUUAUACAAGUCUUCUCCGGGCAAUAUAGAUAACUAAAAGAUAACCCAAGAGCUGAGCCGUCAAAUGCUGGUUUCUAUAAAGGGCGACAACUGACGGAAUGCGUCCAUGAAAAUCAAUUCAAAAGAUCAUUCCUCUCGAGCAACAAGCAACAUUACAUCGAACUCUUUAUUAGCAAGUAUGAACACCAUGGCUAACAUCACUGCAAAUGCCACUGGGAAUGCCUUACAAGCAGUAGUUAAUACGUUGGCCAGCAAUACGUUGAAUGCUACUGUGAAACCUUUAUUGAUGAAUACCCUGGCCAACAUCACAGCGAAUACUACACAAAGCACCUAUAUACCCACCAAUACCCUGCUCAACAUGACGGCAAAUUCUACAGAAAGUUCUGUAUUAGCGAGUACACUGGCCAAUGUUACCAACUCUACAUCGACCGCCGUUUUAAUGACACUGGCCACCUUCUCAAGCAAUUCUACACCGAGUACUUCAUUCGUAAAAACAAUGGCUGACUUCACGACGAGCAAUGUAUCAGAUACGUCGUUCCAAGCUACGGUUAAUACCCUUUUUAACGUUACUAACGGGACGGGCAUUCACGGUGGUAUGGGUGCAUUCAACCCUACUGUAUCGAACGUCAUUGCAGCGAUUUUCACUGGGAUCCUUAUCAUUCUUACUCUUGGAGGAAACUCUAUAGUGUGUGCGAGUUUCUACACUUUUCACGAUCUCAGGACGAUUUGUAACUAUUUUAUCAUAUCACUGAGUGUGGCUGAUAUUCUUGUGUCGUUGUUCGCUAUGCCGUUUUGGUUAGUUGUGCAGCUCAAUAGCAAUGCGUGGAAUUACAACCCAACACUGAAAGCCUUUUGGGAUUGUAUGGACAUACUAUGUGGUACUGCAUCGAUCAUGAAUCUCACUGCGGUAAGCUUUGAUAGACAGCUGGCAAUCACAUCCCCAUUCUCGUACCCCAAGAUACUGACAAGACGUCGUGCUAUCUUACUCAUAUGUUGCGUAUGGCUCUACGCUACGGGCAUGGCGUGUGCCAGACUGAUAGAGUGGCCCUUUCCAAGCUAUCUUCACUUCGUAGCAACUUUUAGUUUUUUUCUACCGCUGUCGAUUAUGCUCGUCAUGUACACUCGAAUUUAUCUAAUUGCUCGCUACCACGCACGUCGCAUUGGAAAGAACUACGCGAACGAUAUCAAAGCAGCCAAAACGAUAGCAGUCGUUAUUGGUGUCUUUACGUGUUGUUGGUGCCCAUUCUUUGUGGUCGUGCUUCUAUACGCAUACAAUGGGAGGGGGUACCGCAUGCCAUUUCAAAUCUACAAUUUGACCAAGUGGUUAGAAUAUCUCAACAGUUGUCUCAAUCCCAUUAUAUACACGUGUCUUAAUCGCACAUACAGAAGAGCAUUUAGAAAGCUAUUUACUCGAUGCCGGAAGAAAAUUCGCCGGGAGUCUGAGUGUUCAAGUGCAAGUACAUGGCACAACACUGAUCAAAGACAAUCUGUUUCGCAUGUAAGUGGCUACCCUUCGAACUUUAAAACAAGAACUUAUUUAGCAAAUGGCAGGAACGCUAUGUUACCGACAGUCGAUGAAGGCACUGAUGUAUGACCUCAUUAGGAAAAGGGGAAAGCUAAUAUAUAUGCAAUGAGUUUCGCUAAAUACUAUCUAUGUUAUGCAAGAAGCAAAGGAUGGAGCAGCUGCACCAUUGUACCUCAAAAAGAAAAGGGUAGAGGCUUUAUGGGACUAAUCUGACGCAACUCAGACUCUAUAGAAUGUAGGCACUAAGUAUAUAGAAGAUAAGGGGGUGUAUACCCCCUUUCUUUCCUCUUAUAAAGUCCUGUCUUCACAACCCCAUUGGGGCGACGAGAAACCUCAUUUCUUCAUGUAUUUAAAGCUGAAGAAACGGACGUGCUCUUUUAGGUUUAAAAAAUGUCUUUAGCAAAGAAUUCACGACGCUAGAAAACACUUUUGUAUUUCUCAUCAAUAGAAAAUAAAUUAUAUGGAAAAAAAUAAAAGAACGAGAUGGUAAUCUGAGUAGAAGCAAUAGGUUGGAACAAUCUGUGACCAUACAACUGUUUACCUCUACUUAUCUCCCAAUGAUAAAAAAUACAUAUCAAUCAACUAAAGGAUUUUUUCAAGUAAUGCCUGGAGAUCGUAACAUACUUGCGUCAGUAAACAGUUCACAAAUUACUUCAGGCACGCACUGUUAUUAAUUCAUCAAGGACAAAUAAAAUUAAAAAAGAGAGAAAGAAAGAAACGGGUUGUCAGUUCAAGAUAGUUAGUUUUUGUCAUAUUAUGAUCUUACAACACCAAGGCCAGUAUCUUAGGUCAAUCCUUUAUGUGUUUUCCUUUAUUAUGAUCCUGUGAUAUCCAUCAAAGAAAACUAUAGGGGACAAAAUAUUAUUCAAAUCAAAUGAAGUAUAAGCCCUACUUUGUUUUCUAAGUCAAGUAAGUCGUGUGUUGAGAUUCAAAAGACACUACUAAAAGGUACGUAAAACGCUACUGAUAAGAAGCUUAAAAUCAUUAGACUGUAAUUGCCUUUUGUUUCAUAGCUCAGACAUCUGUAUUUUCUGUUUUCAGUAUCAUUUGAAUCCUCAGUGGUGGUUUCAGAAAUCCAUUUCGACACUACCGCAAACUUCGUUUUGAACCCAGACAAACAAGCGCAAUAUGAUAGACGCGACUGAAUAAAGCUGACUAGUGCAAUGAAAUGAAAAAAAAAUCGGCAGGACAUUCAACAACAAAACGGUGGCUAUUAGUUUUAAUUACUCGCGUACUACGAUGUUUAAUAAAAACAACAUAGCAAAAAUAAUACACCUGUAAUAAACAAAAUGGCUCGGAAUUAAUGCUUACGAAAACACGGUGGGAAAAGACAUUCG